Molecule: messenger RNA, 1050 nt
Organism: Ctenocephalides felis (cat flea)
Lineage: Eukaryota; Metazoa; Arthropoda; Insecta; Siphonaptera; Pulicidae
Gene: Fam92
Product: protein FAM92A
Exons: 6
Coding region: 1-1050 (349 amino acids)
Biological process (GO): cilium assembly
Cellular component (GO): ciliary basal body; ciliary transition zone
Source: RefSeq, a predicted model, not a curated record
AUGUAUUUAUUAGGUCAAAAACAUUUAUCAGCUUCUGAAAAGCAAUCUAAAUUUAUUUUUGAACGUGUUUCAUUAGUAGAGAAACACUUUUCUGAAGUUUGUGCGAGUCUCAGUGCAUACACAAGAAAAGCUGCAAGAGUUCGAGACAAAGGUGAUGAACUGGCUAAAUCAUUUCAGAACUAUGCAAUGUCUGAAAAAAUCAAUAUAUCGCUUAGUAAGGGCUUACUUAAUUUCUCCCGAGCUUUAUCGUUACUGUCCGACCACCGAGAUACUGAAGUCAUACGUCUCGACACAAAGGUGAUUCAGGAACUUGCCAAUUAUGAUUCAUUUUGCAGAACAGCAAAAGAUGAACUUAAACACUCUUUAAACGCCAGAGAUAAAGAAAUUAGUAAAAAACGCAAUUUAGAUAAGAUUUUAGAAAAAUCUCCUGCAAAUAAACAGCAAAUCGCUUUAGCAGAACAUGAUUUAUCUAAAUGUUCAAUGGAAGUUUUAAAAACAAUUAGAAAUUUGGAGAAACAAACAGAAACAUUUGAGAAGCAGAAAAUUCGUGAUGUUAAAUCAGUUCUAAUUGAUUUCAUUCAAAUUGAAAUGUCUCUGCAUGCAAAGGCUUUAGAAAUACUAACAGCUGCCUAUCAAGAUAUUAGUAACAUAGAUGAGCAAUCCGACUUUCAGGAGUUUCAAAAGUUGAGCAGAUCUCUGGAUCGGGAAUUUUGUAAAUCCAUGAAAAUUCAAAGUUGUGAAAAUUCUAAUGAUUGCAGUACAUCAAAAACAAAUUACAAUUCAAAACGUUCACAAAGGCCACAGACCUCACAAUCCAUGGGUGAUCUAUUUUUUUCACGUGGAUUAGAUAACCAAUAUGAUUUGGAAGACCGCUAUGAGGUAGACAAGGGCAAUGCGAAUAGAAGUAUGGAAUCAAUUUCUUUGGGCAGAAGUCAUAAACGGCUGAAUUCGGAAGGUAUAUCUAAUGGAGAUUAUGAAUAUGAACUGAAUAAUGAAGAUACAGAUGAAGACAGCAGUGAUCAAGCAUCCUCCCUUUACAAUUAUAAAUAA